This is a messenger RNA of Ananas comosus (pineapple), 2356 nucleotides long. RefSeq lists its product as uncharacterized. The record is from RefSeq and is a predicted model, not a curated record. Lineage: Eukaryota; Viridiplantae; Streptophyta; Magnoliopsida; Poales; Bromeliaceae. The transcript has a single exon. Bases 245 to 2155 code for a protein of 636 amino acids.
CCUUGGUCGGUUGAAUUUUAUUUUAUUUUAUUUUUUGUUAUUCUCUUUCCUUUUUCUUCUGUUGCAUCCAAACCCCCGGGAACUUCGUACGAAACUUGCCCCCCACGUACCUCCUCCGCUUUAAAUACCCGCCACCCCGGCGUUCCCUCCGACGACUCCUCCGCAGCACCAUUCCCUCCCCCUGUUUUCUCUAUCAGCUCCCUAAAACCCUAAGUUCCACCCCGUUGCUGCGCCUAUACACCCAAUGGCUUCUGCGUCCCACGUCCUCCUCGGCCCUCCCGAGGCGCGCCUCGCCCCCUACGCCUCCGCCGCCGCUUCGGCCGCCGCGCGCGGCGGCGAGCCCUUCGUCGACGCUAUGGAUUCGGAGUUCAACUCCGCGGCUGGGGCGGCGAAGGGGGUCACGGAGAACCUGUCGCCGACGUUCGUGGCGUCGGGGGACGCGUGCGUCGACUUCUUCUUCCACGUCGUCCCCGGCGCCGAUCCCGGGUGGGUGGGGCGGCUCCUCGCGUCGGCGUGGGCGGCGGACGCGGCCACGGCGCUCCGCCUCGUGUGCCAACUCCGGGGCGUGCGCGGCUCCGGCAAGUCCGACCGCGAGGGCUUCUACGCCUCCGCCGCGUGGCUCCACGACCACCACCCCAAAACCCUCGCCCUCAACCUCCCAUCCGUCGCCCAAUUCGGCUACCUCAAGGACCUCCCGGAGAUCCUCCACCGCCUCGUCACCGGCGGCCCCUCCCGCACCCGCCCCCCGCGCCCCCGGCGCCCCGACCGCCGCGGCCGCCGCUUCUGCACCGCCUUCGCCGGCCGCCGCCGCCGCUCCCGCCGGAACCCUAGGGACGCGGCGGCCGGGAGGGGGACGAGGGAGGAGCGGAUCGCGGCGGAUCUGGAGCGGGGGAGGCGGAUCGCGGCGGAGGCGGCGGAGCUCCGCCGCCGGAGGCGGGGGGAGGCGGCGGCGCGCGCGGUGGAGCGGUACGCGCGCGACCCGGCCUACCGGCUCCUCCACGACAGCGCGGCGGAGCUCUUCGCGGAGCUGCUCGCCGCGGACCUCCGCAGCCUCGGGUCGGGGGCGGCGCACCCCCACCUCUCCCUGGCGGCGAAGUGGUGCCCGUCCCUCGACUCCUGCUACGACCUCUCCACCCUCCUCUGCGAGGCCGUGGCGCGGCGCCUCUUCCCCAGGGAAUCCGACCCGGCCUACGCCGACCUCCCCGACGCCCACUACGCCUACCGCGUCCGCGACCGGCUCCGCAGGGAGGCGCUCGUCCCGCUCCGCCGCGCGCUCCAGCUCCCCGAGGUCUACAUCUCCGCGGGGGAGUGGGGGCUCGUCCCCUACGAGCGCGUCGCCUCCGUCGCCAUGAAGAACUACACUCCGCUCUUCACCAAGCGCGACGGCGACCGCUUCGGCCGCUACCUCGCCGACGUGCGCGAGGGCAAGGCCAAGAUCGCCGCGGGCGCCCUCCUCCCCCACGAGAUCCUCUUCUCCUGCGCCGGCGAGGUCGCCGAGCUCCAGUGGCGGCGCAUGGUGGACGACCUCCUCGCCAGGGGGAAGCUCCGCAACUGCAUCGCCGUGUGCGACGUCUCCGGGAGCAUGAGCGGGGAGCCCAUGGACGUCGCCGUCGCCCUCGGCCUCCUCGUCUCCGAGCUCAGCGAGGAGCCAUGGAAGGGCCGCGUCAUCACCUUCAGCGCCGAGCCAGAGCUCCACAAGAUCGCCGGGGACUCCCUCCAGGAGAAGACGGAGUUCAUGAAACGGAUGGAUUGGGGGAUGAACACGGACUUCCAGGAGGUGUUCGACAGAAUGCUCGAGGUGGCGGUCGCGGCAGCGCUCCCCCCGGAGAAGAUGGUGAAGAGGGUGUUCGUGUUCAGCGACAUGGAAUUCGACGUUGCGUCGGAGACGCCGUGGGAGACGGACUACGAGGCGAUACAGAGGAAGUACGGGGAGAGCGGGUACGGCACGGCGGUGCCGGAGGUGGUGUUCUGGAACCUGAGGGCGUCCAGGAGCGUGCCCGUGACGGCAGGGCAGAAGGGGGUGGCGCUGGUCAGCGGAUUCUCGAAGAAUCUGCUGAAGCUGUUCCUCGACGGGGAUGGCGUGGUCAGCCCCCGGGCGGUCAUGGAAGCCGCCCUCGCCGGCAAGGAGUAUGAGAAGCUCGCCGUGUUCGAUUGAAUUGCGAAUUGCCAACCAGAACUAGAGGAGCAAAAGGCUCAAGCAAAAUAUUCUCAGGACCCUGCUCAAUGAAAGCUCUGUUGAUGUUGCCACAGUUUCAAAGCAGGUCUUGAUGUUUUAGAACUGCAUACCUGCUCCAGAAGUUUUUUUUUUUUUUUUUUUUUUUUUUUUUUUUUUUUUUUUUUUUUUUUUUUUUUUUUU